Sphaerodactylus townsendi is the source of this 11823-nucleotide messenger RNA. RefSeq names its product pappalysin 1 (gene PAPPA). The coding region runs from base 152 to 4990 and encodes 1612 amino acids. The record is from RefSeq and is a predicted model, not a curated record. NCBI's taxonomy places the organism in Eukaryota, Metazoa, Chordata, Lepidosauria, Squamata, Sphaerodactylidae. The transcript is spliced from 22 exons. Gene Ontology annotation, molecular function: metallopeptidase activity.
GAGUUGGAGAGAAAAAAAAGAAGAAGGGUUAUAAAAAGAGCAACUCCCCGAGAAGGGGGCCCAAGAGCAGCCCCGGAGGCCAAGCGAGGAGGAGCCCAACCCUGGCCGCCCGGGAGGACUUGCUGGGGCGCCGGGGGGGGCACGCCUGGAGAUGCAGCUCCGCGCCGGGCUCCUGCCUCUGGCGCUGCUGUGCGCAACGGCGGCGGCGGCGGCGGCGGCGGGGAGCGCCCGCAGGCUGGACGGCCGCGCCCGCCGGGACGCUUCGCCCGCGCCGGGCACCUGCGCCACCCGCCUCGCCCGCGGCCGCCGCGCCCCGGACCCUCCGCCGCCGCCGCCGCGCCACCCCGGCCGGAGGCGGCGGGCGGCGCUGGCGGCGGGCGGGCGGGCGUGGUACUUCGGCGGCGGGCCGGUGCGGCUGCGAGCGGCGCUGGAGCUGCCCCGGGACGCCUUCACGUGGCAAGCGUGGCUGCGCGCCGAGGGCGGCCAGAAGGCGCCGGCCGUGAUCGCAGGAUUGUAUGACAAAUGCUCAUACACAACACGUGAUCGAGGAUGGGUCCUGGGGAUUAACACCGUCAGUGACCAGGGGAAUAGAGACCCUCGCUUUUUCUUCUCCUUGAAGACAGACCGUGCCCGGAAAGUCACUACCAUCACAGAUCAUCGUAGCUACCUCCCAAAUCAGUGGGUGCACCUAGCUGUUACCUACAAUGGACGCUUGAUGAAGCUUUAUGUGAAUGGUGCCCAGGUGGCCACCAGUGGAGAGCAGGUAGGGAGCAUCUUCAGCCCGUUGACCAUGAAAUGCAAGGUGCUCAUGAUUGGAGGGAAUGCUCUGAACCAGAACUACCGAGGCUACAUAGAACACUUCAGCCUUUGGAGAAUGGCCAGAUCUCAGAAGGAGAUCCUGUUGGACAUGGUCCAGGUGACUCACGAAGUAGAUGCUCCUCUACCUCAGCUUGUUUUUCGGGAGAGUUUACUGAAUGUGAAAAGCACCUGGUCUCCUAUGAAAGACAGCCCUACUCCUGAGAUUGAGUUCUCUUCUCACCCUGGCUACUUGUUGGAUACAAACCUCAAUCCUCCUCUAUGCGGGCAAACUGUCUGUGACAAUGUGGAGGUAAUUGCCAGCUACAACAAGCUCCCAAACUUCCGCCACAAAAAAACAGUGCGCUACCAGGUGGUGAAUAUCUAUGAUGACUACCAUCGGAAUCCGAUGGUUAGCCACCAGCAGAUAGAAUUUCAACACCGACACUUGAACGAGGCCUUCAACCCGUAUAACAUCACAUGGGAACUGGAGGUGCUGGAGAUUAAAAACUCCUCUCUCCGAAACCGCCUCAUCUUGGCCAAUUGCGAAAUUAGCAAGGUUGGAAAUGAAAAUUGUGACCCUGAAUGCAAUCAUAGCCUAACAGGGUAUGACGGAGGGGACUGCCGGAUUGUGCGCCAUUCGUCAUUUAACAAGAAGAAACAGAACGGGGUUUGUGACAUGGACUGCAACUUCGAGAGGUACAGCUUUGAUGGUGGGGAUUGCUGUAAUCCGGAGAUAACGGAUGUCACCAAGACAUGCUUUGAUCCAAAUUCUCCUCACAGGGCAUACUUAGAUGUCAAAGAACUCAAGAACAUCCUCAAUCUGGACGGGUCGACACAUCUCAACAUCUUCUUCGCUAACUCCUCUGAAGAAGAGUUGGCUGGCGUGGCCACUUGGCCCUGGGACAAAGAAGCUUUGCUACAUUUGGGGGGAAUUGUACUGAAUCCUUCCUUCUAUGGCAUACCAGGCCACACACACACAAUGAUCCAUGAAAUAGGCCAUAGCCUGGGACUCUACCAUGUCUUUCGAGGCAUCUCUGAGAUACUUUCCUGCAGCGAUCCCUGCAUGGAAACGGAGCCUUCGUUUGAGACAGGGGACCUCUGCCGUGACACCAAUCCAGCUCCAAAACACAAGCUCUGUGGCGACCCGUCUCCUGGCAACGACAUGUGUGGCUUCCGCAGCUUUCAGAACACACCGUAUAACAAUUUCAUGAGCUACACAGAUGAUGACUGCACCAAUUCCUUCACACCCAAUCAGGUGGCUAGAAUGCACUGUUACCUGGACCUGGUGUACCAGAGCUGGCAACCUGUCAAGAAGCCUGCUCCCAUAGCUAUCUCACCACAGAUUGUGAAUCGCACAGAGACCUCAGUCACCUUGGAGUGGUUUCCACCUAUUGACCAGCAUUUCUUUCAAAGAGAAGUGGGAUCAGCAUGUGAUCUGUGUGUGGAAGGCCGAAUCCUAGCACAAUAUGCUUUCAGCGCCUCCUCCCCAAUGCCAUGUGACCCAUCGGGCCACUGGAGCCCGCGAGAAGCAGAAGGUCACCCUGACGUAGAGCAACCCUGCAAUCCCAGUGUUAGGACUUGGAGUCCAAACUCAGCAGUUAUCAAGGAGACUGUCCCGCCAAUCUGUCCUGAACCCCAAGGCUGCUAUUUGGAGCUGGAGUUUCAAUACCCAGUGAUCCCAGAAUCUCUGACUAUCUGGGUGACUUUCGUCUCAGAGGAGUGGGAUUCCAGUGAAGCCGUGAAUGACAUUAAGCUCUUGCUGGUCAGUGGGCGGAAUAUCUCCCUUGGGCCUCAGAACUUCUUCUGUGACAUCCCCAUGACCAUCCGACUGGACCCCAAGAAGGCGAAUGAGGAGGUCUAUGGCAUCCAGAUCUACACCUUAGAUGAGCAGCUGGAGAUUGAUGCUGCCAUGUUGACCUCUGUCCCGCAGAGUCAGCUGUGUGUCGACUGCCAGCCCAUCUGGUACAAAAUCAUCCGAGACCCUCCUUUUCAGAAAGGCUCUUCAUUCAUCAUUUCGGACCUCAGCCGGAAAUUUGUCGACACCGAAAUCAGAGCAGGCAGCUUAUACACUUACUGGGUCGCCGUUGUUUCCGGGAGGGAAGAGAGCGAAGCAUCCCCUCCUCUCGCUUAUGUCCAUGAAGGCAGCUACUGUGGCGAUGGAAUUAUCCAAAAAGACCUUGGCGAAGAGUGUGAUGACAUGAACAAGGUCAGUGGAGAUGGCUGCUCUCUGUUUUGCCGGCAAGAGCUAUCCUUCAACUGUGUUGAUGAACCAAGCAGGUGUUACUUCCACGAUGGCGACGGGGUGUGUGAAGAGUUUGAACAGAUGACCAGCAUUAUCGACUGUGGGGUCUAUACUCCCAAGGGUUUCCUGGACCAGUGGGCUUCCAACGUGUCUGUCUCACACCAUGAUGAACGAUGCCCAGGGUGGGUGGUCAUAGGGCAACCAGCAGCAAACCAGGCCUGCCUAACCAAGGACUUCAGUGAGGAUCUCAGUGAUGAGAUGGCUCAGUAUGCGUGGUAUCCAUGCACUGCCAACCACACCCAGACCACUUACUGGCUCAAGGCUCUCUUCUCCCAGCCAAUGGUCGCUGCGGCUGUGAUCAUUCAUUUGGUUACAGACGGCUUGGAUCCAGCUGAUUACCAUGACCAGAAGCAGGAGACCAUUUCAGUGCAGCUACUUGACACAAAAGACCAAAGUCAUGACCUUGGGGUCCAUGGUUUGAGCUGCAGGAAAAACCCCUUGAUAAUUCCUGUCAUCCAUGACCUCAGCCAGCAUUUCUACCACACCCAGGCGAUCCUUAUCACCUUCAGCUCUCAAUUUGUGGCCAUCUCUGGGGUGGCCUUACGCUCCUUCCACAACUUUGACCCCAUCACCGUCAGCAGCUGCCAGAGCGGACAGACCUACAGCCCAGCUGAGCAGAGUUGCGUCCAUUAUUCUUGCCAAUCUACUGACUGCCAAGAACUGGAGAUCGAAAACGCGAGGGUGACUUGCACCAGCAUGGGGCUCAACAGUGGUGCCCAGUGCAACGUCACUUGCAAAAUGGGCUACGUCCUCCAGAUACAGAGAGAUGAUGACCUUUCGAAGCACCAGCUGGAGUCCAGCAUCACCAUGACGUGUGUCGAUGGAAAGUGGAACAAGCAGGUUGCCUGUGAGCCCAUUGACUGCGGCAUCCCUGACCAGUACCAUGUCUACCCAGCAGCCUUCAACUGCAGCGAGGGAACCACCUUUGGCAAGCAGUGCUCCUUUACGUGCAAACCUCCAGCUGUGCUGAAAGGAAGCAACAACAACUUGACAUGCAUAGAGGAUGGGCUGUGGUCCUUCCCAGAGGCCCUUUGUGAACUGAUGUGCCGAGCUCCUCCGCUGGUUCCCAAUGCAGAUCUCCAGACCACUCGUUGCCAUGAAGGGAAGCACAAAGUGGGGUCCUUUUGCAAGUAUAAAUGCAAGCCAGGUUAUCAUGUUCCCGGCUCUUCUAGGAAGCCAAGGAAGAGGGCCUUCAAGAUCCAGUGUGGGCAAGAUGGAAAUUGGCUGGAAGGAGCCUGUAUCCCAGUGACCUGUGAUCCUCCACCUUCCAAGUUCCACGGGUUGUACCAAUGCACCAACCGCUUCCAGUUCAACAGUGAGUGCAGGAUCCAGUGCGAGGAAGAUGGCACCCAAUCAGGUCGUGGGAACAACGUGAUCCAUUGCCGGAAGGAUGGCACCUGGAGUGGCUCCUUCCACCUCUGCAAGGGGAUGGAAGGCCAUUGCUCCCCUCCCAGCCAGCUGAACAGCAGGCUCAAGCUGCAGUGUCCAGACGAGUACGGCAUAGGAGCUGAGUGUAUCACCUCAUGCCCGGACCAUCACGAGCCCGUCCUGUUGCGUGCCAAUGAGACAGUACAAGACAUCCAGCACUGGAUGAACCCCCCAAGAGUAAAGAACAUCGUCUGCACAGCGGCACUCAAGUGGUACCCGUACCCUGCACUGAUCCACUGCAUGAAGAAAUGUGAGCCUUUCAUGGGAGACAACUACUGUGAUUCCAGCAACAACAAAGCCUUUUGCAACUACGAUGGUGGAGACUGCUGUGCUUCAACUGUCAAGACUAAAAAAGUGAUCCCCUUCCCGAUGUCCUGUGAUAUGCAGGGGGACUGUGCGUGUCGCGAUCCUAAUGCCCGGGAGCACAACCGACGGGAUCUCCGUGGCUUCAGCUUUGGAUAACUCAAAGCAAACGGGAACAAAAGAGAAACACCUCCAAAGGCAGACAAGGAAGAGAUGUCAUCGCACCCCCUUUUCUGGUAUCAUUUUUAACCAUUUCAGCUGCUCAACCGAAUGGCAUUUCUACACCAGGGACCUUUAGAAUUCAACCAGUCUGCCUUUAAUUUCUUUGCCCAAGGAGAACUGAAAUAUUGGGGGAGGGGAGGGAGGACAAGGGGAUUAUUGUAUUAAAUGUAUCUUAAUAGCAAGAACAAGCAAAACAGCAACCACAAACAGUGGCGUACUUCUAAGAGUUGGGAGGGGAGGGGAAGAGCAUGCGUUACGCAUCCACCUAAUUCAAACCAUUUGUGGUUGAAGUUUUAGGUUUGUACGUUUGUUUGUUUGUUUGUUUCUUUUGGUUACAUUUUGCUUUUGUAUUCAGAUUACAGCAAGAAACAAGCCAUAUAUAAAUGUAUACCUAAUAUUUAUAGAGAGAACUAGAGAGGGAGGGGGUGGAAGAGAGAAAAAGAGAGAGAGAGAGAGAGAGAGAAUGUCAUGGUGAUCGAAGGGUUUUCAAUAGUCUUUGCUCUCUCCAACAUUCGUGGCCAAAACCGUUUGUCGAAGAGCUCGGCCUCAUCUGAUGCUGAGUGCUGUCAGAACCAAAGUGUGCAGAGAAGAUGGUUUCACCACAGGUGGGGAACUCCUCGAGCAAUAUUGCUCUGAGAUUACGGAGAGAGGGGUGAAGCGUCCUGAGGUGAGACGCCAAGGGAGUCUUGCCUGUGGUGACGUACCAAAGGCCGAAAGCUGCUGAAGGUGGGGCCAAGGACCAGAGGCACACUAACUGCACCUGGGGGCGGGGGUGGGACAGAGAAGAGGGUCAACCAAAACCUCCAUCCUUUUUUGCCGUUCAAGCAUAUCUGCUGCUGCUACUCCUGCUGCUGCUAUGUCCCAUACAACCGAUCCCCCUUCCUGUGUCAGGACAGGGCGAAACCAACCUCCAAGCAACCAAACAGUCUGCCUUAAAUUGCUUUACCUAAUUGCCUGCAUUCCAAACCUCGGGGCUGCCUCCUUGGCCAGGAGGGCAAAGAAGACGGGGCACCAACCAGGUGGGGGGGAAAAGCCACCAGAUACCCUCUGAAACAUCUUAGCAUCCCACUCUAAUAAUUUAGAAGCCUUUCCCAUUAUCCCCUUCUUCUUGAGACAGAAGUGUGGACUAGGGGAGAUAAAAGAGGACCAUUCCCAGAGCGGACCUUAUCAGUAUUAUGAGGGCAGGGUCUCCUUCUUGACAGAGAAGGGGCAUCUGGUGCUACUGCCUUUGCCCAUCUCACUUCUUCCAUUUAGUCCUCUCCGGGGUCAGUUUCUCGGUGGCACUUACUGGGUGCAAUUCAUGCUGCUCCAAAUCCCUCAUUCUGCAUCCAGAGACCGCAUGUGACCUCCCAGGAAUGCAGAAUGUGUGCCAAGAUGGCCACGUCCCUCUCUAAUCUGGGAUAAGAAAACUGGGAUAAGAAAAAUCCUGGGAUAAGAAAAAUGCUCUAAGAAAACUAGAGCAUCCUGCUCCUUUAUCCAGGAAUGGCAUUGAGAUAUUAAGAACAUAAGAACAUAAGAACAAGCCAGCUGGAUCAGACCAGAGUCCAUCUAGUCCAGCUCUCUGCUACUCGCAGUGGCCCACCAGGGGCCUUUGGGAGCUCACAUGCAGGAUGUGAAAGCAAGGGCCUUCUGCGGCUGUUGCUCCCGAGCACCUGGUCUGUUAAGGCAUUUGCAAUCUCAGAUCAAAGAGGAUCAAGAUUGGUAGCCAUUGUUGUUCUUGGGCUCUUUCAUAUAAAAUACACCUCAUCCCUGCAGUUCUGAGACCUGAAUCCCCAUUUAGUUUUCACCGUGAGCAAAUCAGCUUACCUUCACAAUGUUGUAUGUUUCCUCGCACCCCAUUUCUCCCUGUAAAACGUACACCCUUCAGUAUUAUUUGUGCGUCAAAACUGCAUUUUGCAUGUAGCAUACAGACAAAUAGCACAUGUCAAACAUGUACAAGGUAUGUCUGAAAUUGAUAUACAACAUACAUACCCAACGCAAACAAAUCAACAAAGCUAACAGCAGAAGGCAGGGCGGAAUGUGGAACAAAUAUCAGAAGAAAUGAACACAGGAAACAUUUGCGUGAUGCUUUUAUAGUAAUAAUGGCCUCCUGUUGGCAUGUCUGCUUUCUGGUUUGGGUGACAAACAAAAUCGGUUCCCCUGCAGCUUUUCAAAUCCAAGGAAGAGAGACAGCAUUGAAAGAAUAUUCAGGCCGACUGGAGAUAUUUCUGAGAUAAAAAGACUGAUAUUUACAGAAUUCUGAACGAUUGCUGCCAACUGUGGGCAUAACAGCAAUGAAUAGCAAUUCAUUCCAGCAAACUAUGGGAAAUGUAGCUAGGUAAGAAAAAAAGCUGGGAGGCUUUAUUGGAGAAUUCUUAGCAGCCUCGCUAAACCACAGUUCCUAGGGUUCUUCAGGGGAAAGCAAGGAAAUUAAACAUAACACUAACAGGAAUUUCUACUGAAGAUAUGACAUCUCUGAUCAGCCGGUCUGGUACCUUCAAAGUAUGCAAAUUCAAAUCAGUAAUUAGAACAAGGCAGGGAAAUGGGGCCACCCACAGAACUGAAAAUCCUAGAGAGGCCAAAUCCUAUGACUGCAUUCCUCAUGUGACUGGUUUGUUCUGUAUUUUUAUUCUUCAGAGUAUUUCAAUCACCAGAAUGCUCCUUCUCUUGAAUUCCUGUUUAUUGGGCACAUACCCAUACACUUGGCCCCUAUGUCCAGGUCACAUGAUUUGCCGACUUAUUUCCUCCACAGUCACAACCCAAUCAUCUGCCUUCCAGACAAGGGGAAGAUGGUGGGUUUCACAGUAAGCAACGUGGCCUCCUCCUGACACAGUCAUGCCCGUUGCAGAUUCUAGAAUAAGACUCCAGUUCCUCCAAAGCUGGCCCCGUUGCGUGUUCCCUGAGGAAUGAAGGACCAUUUUGAGCUCUUCAGCUCUGCUCUGGGCAAAUAGUGCAAACAGUGCUGGUGAACAAGGUUUCUUUUAUCAUCACCUCAAGCAAGCAAGGGAGGAAAUCAGUAAUACACACACACACACACACACACACACACACACACACACACACACACACACACACACACACACACACACACACACACACACACAAAGACUUGCUACACCUCACCAUGGCUGCAACUGAAUUCACACCCUGUUUUCUCCUUCAUGUUAGGGAAUCAGUUCACUAGACAGUGAAAUCUUCAUGCGAACAGACCGUAGGAGUCCAAAGUGUGUUGGUCUCCUAGGCCAAAAUACGGCCAAGGAUCUUCAACGAAGCAAAGUGGUCCUCAUCCGCUUUCCCCGCUGUGCUGAAUCUAUCCUGUCACACAGGUUGUUGUGUUCUUUUGCCAACUCAAAAAAUAAAAAAAAGUUGGCCCAUGGCCCAGCCCAUUAGAAAAUGCCAUGCUACUUGGCCCGAAUUAAUUGAAUUAAUCUCCUGUUACCCCCAGCGGGAUGCUCCGGGUUAACCACUUCCCUGUCCGCUCCUUUGAACUAAAUGGGCCAGGUUGGUGACUUGGCCUUCCUUGUUUGCUUGAAAGCUGAUAAGAAAAGGAGGUCUUCAGCCCCUGACGGUCAUUUGGAAUCAGGCUUCAGCUACCUCCAUUCUAGUGUCACUUGGUUGUAACUGUCGGUUUGUUCUAGGUUUUACCUGUGUUUUGUUUUUGUCUUUUUUAAAGAAAAAAAAGCGGGGAAAAGGUUUGGGCUUUAAUCCUCCAGGUUAACUUAACAAACAUUUCUUGCUGCAUCUGAUUCAAGAGGCAUAUGAGAAAAACCAAUGAUUUUCUUUUUGCACAGACAAUAGUGUGUGUGUUUGUGUAUGCGCGUGUGUGUGUAAGAGAGAGAGGGAGGGUGGUGCAGAAAGACCGAUUUGAAAAGAGCAAGGUCUAUUUUUGAGUAUUAUAACAUGAGAUGUCAAUUUCCCGCCCACCGAGGAGGCAGACUUAUCGCAUAGAUUUCCUCAGAAAUGAUGUGAGGGCGUCAUAAUGUCUUGGACAGGAAUCCUCUUCAAAGGUACUCCUGCACAAACCCUUUCGAAAUGAGCAGAAGGUGCAUGAGAAUCUAUGGCAGCCUUCUGCUUUUCCCAUUCAUUUCACUGGGCCAAGCAGGAAGCAGCCGGCUCUAUUGAAUCAUAGUGGAUCUACCAAUGGCAAACCAUUUCAUUGCUAGUGGACCAUGCCCCCUAUCUAAUUCCUUUACCCUUUUGCUUCACGAGAGUUCAAAAGAUGCAUAUUCCUUACCUCUUGGUAUUCUGUUGUUCCUGCUUAUGUGAAGAAGGAGGGUAGUCUUACCCUCAAAGUCAUUGGAAGAGCAAAGCAAGAAUGUCAUUUGUCGGUAUGAGUGAGUCCUCUUCCCCCAUUGUUAACUUUUACCAGUAUUUCAUUGCUCUUCUAACUGCACAAUCUCGAUUCACAAUAUUAAGAGCAAAAAGAGAAAACCAGGGUGAAGGGGAGCUGCUAAAAGGAUCCUACAUGUGAAAUUGGUUUUUUUUGGGGGGGGGGGACCAGAUUUGUUCUGUCUUUGAAAUUCCUUUCAUUGUCAUCAGACAAAGAUGGCUGAAUGAGGGUGCAGCAGCAUAUGAGGCUGGGUCCGCGGCAGACCCGAACGCCCUGCUGUCCACAACACAACACUUGGAUGUUCCCGCAGGCAGUCAGUUUGAGUCCAGUUUCAGUCAGCAGAGGACCAUAUAGAGGGUCAUGUGACACCAUGGCCAGAUUUUCGUUGCUUUUGCAGCAUUGGGCUCCCUCAGUUUGCUCCUCUGUAGUAUCUGCUCUAUCCUGGAGUCCUUUCACAGAGCAGCAGUGCUUCUUUUACUGCUUUCAGUGGCUCCAUGCUUGAUGAUGACUAGGGCAAUAUUUGCUGCCAAUUAAGGUGUUGUCUAGCAGAUUGGAAAUUUUAUGUACUUUGGCACAUGGCAGGAAGGAACAGCCACUGAGCGGCUUCUCUGUGGAGUUCAGAUCCCAUUUAAGCACCCAAAGGCAGCUUUUGUCUUUGUUGCAUUGUUGUAAUCCGAACUGACCUACACCCACUCUUGGCCUAAAUGGCACUCUCUCAGUCAUUCAGGUCCUAGUCCACCUUCAUGUACCUAGAAGCAAAACAGUUCUGAGCAUCAUGCAUUUGCCCUGGGACAUGGUCACUGGAUGGCUGAGAUCAGAGCAAUUCAACAGCCACUUCGAGCAUGUUUUGCUUCCCAGCCUAGCCAAGCCAAGCUUGAUUUUCAGUCCUUUAGUGAGCACUAUAGGGUGAAAAAGAGUUGUUCCUUAGAAUUGGCCGAUUUUCUCAGGCCUGACCGCAGAUGCAAAGGAGUGGGGCUCUUGCAUCUUCCAGAGUUGUCUGUAAGUAGGACAGUUAUUGGAAACUGUUUGUUGAGGAAAGACAAGAUUUCAAUUUUUUUUACCCCUGCUGUUUCAACUCCCCUCAGAAUUUCUACUCCAAUUCUCCACUUUGAGAUUCUCUACUUUUUUUUUGCAUCCUUGCACCAAAUUUCCCCCAUAAUAUUUGUAUAUUUCAAAUGUAAUGUGUGUGUGGAUAAACCAGCAUUUGUACAUUAUUUAUGAUGUACCCUUGCUUGAAUUUCCCAAAUGAGUAGUGGAGACGCAAAGCCAUAGGAAAAAAAAAUACAUGAGGAGAAAAGAAAGAAAAUGUUUGUCCCUACAAAAAUGCCCCCUCCCCCAAAUUCCUGUACAUUCAAGGUAUAGGAUUAUGUCUCCUGCUUUGCAUCUGAUCUCUACAUGCAGAUGUUGGGAUGGCGAAGUCAAUAAUCCCAUGUGUUUGGAGGCUCCUGGGUCUCAGACAAUUGUACCCAGAGGGAAAUCGAGGACUUUUCAAGUAUAAAGUAGAAUGGAGAGCCCAUGUUUCUUUUCCAAGACCUAAAUGAAAAGAUGAGACCUCAUUUUGGAACCUCUUUUAUCGCCCAACUGAAACUCCACCAACUUGUAGAACUCAGUCUAAGAAACCAAUUGUUAGGAGGAAAGAAAGCAGAAUCUACAUCAACUAGUAGCCUUUAUCACGGUUGUGGGGCGACCCUUACCCCCAGUGCUAGUUGAGAGUGUGAAGGCAGGGCGAAAGAAGUUUGGUGUGAUUCAAGCCCUAGAUUUUCAGCCAAGAUGUUAACUGUUCUGAGCUCAGCGAUAUCUGAACACACAAUGGUUUGAACUCCAGAACCUCCAGAAAGCCAAACGCGGAACAGGAUAUAUGUGAUACUUGCCUCAGGGGUGAGUUUCCUGGGCCAGGCUGAAGAAGCAUUUCCAUAGUCUGCUUAGUUUAGGUGGAACAUCUUCGUUCCAACAAGUUCCUGUGGGACCACAGAGAAAACGGGGGGACACAAAUAUUGUGGGACUGAACCAACAGAUCAGGAGACAUCCCAUGAUCCUUCCUCCUUUUGGUGAUGUGUUGUUUUUAUUAUCAGUCCAUUUUUCAGUGCUGCAAUUCAGAGAAAUGCCCUAGACACCCCCCCCCUUUUACAAAUUCCCACAUGUAUCUUUCUCAUGUGUAUCUUUACUACCUGUGGGGAAACCUUUGCCAAGAGAUUUUACUACACAGAUGGCUGGGGCCCCAGGUCUAAGCCUCCUUCAAGCUGGUGGAGCUGGAUUUGGUCUCCUGCCACCUCAAAGAGUUAUCAGCAUUUUCAGAGCAGACAGCACAAGCCACAUGCUGGGGACUCCCUCUGUAGGAGCAGCAGUGGCAUAGUGGUUAAGAGCAGGUGUACUCUAAUACGGAGGAACCGGGUUUGAUUCCCUGCUCCGCUGCCUGAGCUUAUCUGGGGAAUUCAGAUUAGCCUGUGCACUCCAGCACAUG